GUGAGGCUUUGCAAGAGUCACGUUCUCCACAGUUCCUGCAGUCUGCAUCUCAAAAGUCUCUCUGCAGUGUCUCAGAACAAUUCAGACUAGACCAUUUUAGCUUAAAUGACUGUUAACUGACUUGGUUGAAUUUUAUCAGAUGUACCAGGAUUCUUUUAAACAAUGAGAAUGAUGUUUUAUUGUUUUAUGGUCAUUUGCUCCUCAUUCAGAUGAUUAAAGCAAGAAGAGCAAUGAAGAGGAUCCAGCCUUUCACUAUCGGGACUAAGUUAUCUGUCCCCUCCGAGACAAAAUGUUUGGACUAUGUGGGCAUCAUCCUUCCUGUACCGGGUCUGGACUGCUGUGAACUGAGAAAUGACUCAAACAAUGACAAUUCUCCCUUCCAUCAGGAGAGAGUGUCCACAUCUAUACCAGUGGAGGGACUUUCAGACGAUAUUAAAGAGGAAGAUGACAGGGAUUCUGUGUCCCCUUCAACUUCUUCCAGAUCUAUCAGGAAGAUUGCUAUGUGUGCAAACGCUGAAAGCCAGAUCAACUGCCAUGUCACUGACUUUAAUGUGACAAGCUAUGAGACGAACAAGCCAAGUACUUCUACUGAAAAGCUGUUUCUAGUUGAGGAAAGACUGAGUGACAAGUCCAAUGCACAGCUGGAGACUGAUCCAUGGACUAAAGGAAGGAAGAUAAGGAACCUUCAUUACGAUUACACCAUGCCAGCUUUCCCACGUGAUCAACCAGAGGACGCGGCUCACAGCCAAAGGAGAGACCUCAAGGACAUUGAGAACUCUCUCAUCCAACUGACAACAAGUCUGGACUUGAUGCAGAAAGACCUCAUCAGAACACGUCAGAUGCUGUAGAUUUAGGAUUGGAAAUGUUUAGAACAAGACAAAGCCCGGGGGACCACGUUGACAAAUCGUGGUUGAAGUUGAGGUCACUCCUGAGGGACUAUCAUCAAGAUCUCAUGUUGGCUCUAGACGUCUCAUCGUUUUACCAACAAGCUGACAGCAUCAUCGGCAGCAUUAAUUGGAAGAGGAACCGCGUAUUGGCAGGCGAGAUCCAAAAAAGCGACAAAGAGACCAGAGAAAUUGCCUGUCAGAUCAACAUGCUGAAUGAGUCUGCGUCUCGCCUGUCAACUCUCCACCCAACCCUGGCCAGAAGAGUUACAUGCAAACAGGCCGAGGUUAAGGAGAACUGGGCACUUCUCCAGGAGUUUCUCCGGAACCAGAAGACAGAUGUGUCUUCCAAACGCCCGUCAACUUUACCCGCUGAACCUCUUACCACAUGCCCUGAUUCACAGAGCUUUGCUAGAAAUGAGGGUCACAGCAUAAUGGGAAAAGACGUCAAAGAGGAGCAAAACCGUCUCCGAGGAUUUGAGUGCUCUCAAGGCCUGUGGGCCCAUAGGAUGUGGAGUCCAGUUGAGGAAUGUUCAGUAGGGAGUCGAGGCUCACUGUCGGAGAGCAGCUGUUCCAAGCUGGACAGCAUCCCUGAAAAACAGGACAGGAAGAGCUGUGUGGGCCAGAUGGCUCAAACAACCCCUGUUCUCUCUCAAGAAUGUGUUAUACCCAGUAAGCUGUUGAAGGAGUCGACGACAUCCACUGGAAUGAAUGAAGAGAAUGACUGCUCAAAGCAAGAUCACAAAAUAGAGGAGCUCCUAAGCCAGGUGGAGGUCCUUUGGGAUGCUCUGCAGACGAAAUACGGAGAGAACAAUGAGACUGAACCAGCGGAAAAAGAACAAACCGGAGAUAAAGCCGCACAGAUGGUAUCAGAACUCACGCUUUCAAACCAUCUCCCGGAAAAUGUAGAAGGCGGCAGUUCAGGAAUGCUUGAAAAGUUCCUUGAACUUCUGGAUCCCAGUGGAUAUCACAAAAAGAGUCAGGAUGUUCCUCUGAAUAGGCAAGAAAUGGCUGAGGAUGCAGAAAUGUCACUGGAUCUUCUGAGUCAUCAAACUGACCAAGAAAGAUCCCAGAAACAGGACCAGACCACUGAUGAACUUCAAAGCUCGCUAUCCACUCUAACACUGCGGAUAAACCAGCACCUCUGCCGCUGUGCUGAGCUCAGUAUGGACCUCCUGGACAUAGAAACAGAUAUGGCUGUGCUUUGUGACUCUGACCUCAGUGGUCUGGAGGGGCUACAGGAGCAGCAGGAUGACCUAGAGGCUCAUUAUAAAAUCAUUGAGUCAGAGGUGAGAGAGAUGGAGAGACUAGCCAGUCAGCUACAGGUUCCUUCCCCAGAGGAGAGAGACCCUCUCAGGGAAGAAAUUCAGGCAAUCCUGCAGGCUUGGGAGGAAGUAGGGCGCAACAUGGCUGAGAACAGAUGCCGCCUGGAGAAGUUUCACCAGAUUCAGGACUACUUCGAAAACUAUCUUGCCAUGAUUACAUGGACAGAGAACACCAGAUCCUGCAUCCUUGCUGGCAGCUCUGCUUGGAGAGAGAGUGAAAUUACAGAGAUUGAUCGCUGCAUUGAAACAAAGCUGGAUGAGUUUAGCAAACUGGCUGCAGCUGGUCAAAUGCUCAUGCAAGAUGAGAGUCAGUUUAAAGACAUUAUCAAGGAGAGAACAGAUGAGUUGCAAAGCAUGCUGGGAUGGAUCCAGGUGAACUGGCAUGCUCAAAGAGAGCAGCUUAAAAGAAACAAGGAAGGGAGACCAGAGUCAACAAAUGAUCCUGUUCAACAGCAGGCUAUGCCUUUCAAACAUCCUUCUGAUAGUCUGUGCAUUAUAAACAGAGAGGUCAAAGGAAGUGCUACUGAAACACCGUCAUCUCAAAACAACUUCGAGCAACAGAGUGGGAGACAUGAUUUGUCCAGUGUUGUUAGUCAGGAGUCCUGCCUUUCAAAGACAUCGCUAGGCUCUAGCAUCUGUCUCAUUUUGACCUUUGAUGACCAGUCUUCAGGCAUCAACCAAGUGACAAAGCAAUGGUCACCCAACAAUAAUGACAUACAUGAAAAGUCAACAAGCAGCAUUCAGGCGGAAAGACAACAAUCACAAGACCAAAACUCAAUGCAAAUGCAACAAUCACAAGAAAUGCUUCAGGUGAAAUGGCCAAAUGAAUCGGUCAUGAGUAAAGAGACCAAACAAAAUUCAUCUUGUGGGAAUCUUGAACAAUUGCAAAACAAAAACCAUGGAGAACUAGUCCAGUCACUAAGCAAACUGAAAGUGUCCAGCAUUUUGUCCCCAUGUAACACUGAAUCUUCAUUUUGCAACCACCUAACAGAGAAUCUGCAGUCCGUCAACAACCAAUCUAAUCUGCAAUUAUCACCAGACACUGAUCAGGCACAAAACCUAUCAGAGAUAUCAGUCGUGUAUCAAGCUCAAAACCCUCAGUCACCAAGCUACAAACAAGACUUGAUGCAAAAUGCGGCACACAACUAUCUAGAAACAAGCCAAAACCAAAGCGACGACCACCUGCGCCAUGAAGUGACAGCUGAAGUCACUCAUAGAGUGUUCACGUAUUUACAUGUCUCGGACAGUUACAGAUCUGCAGGACGAGUCUUGGAGGUCGUAUCCCCACCACUUGGAAAAGUGCAAGACAUGACAACCUCUGCAUUGGGUUCCUCCUUAGUUCAAUCACCCUCUUCCUUCUCGCAAAAUGUCACAGCUGAAGGAGGAAUGGUUUACAAUCACAACAGAUUCAAGGCAAGCUCUUUGUUCAAGAUGAAAGAGCCGAUUAGAAGUAAGCCGGAUGAGCAGAGAAGAAACUCUAUGCUUGGCAAUGUAGGAUUGGAAAGUUCUGGCAAAUCUUCAAGCAUUUUCAGGUGGAGGUGUAACACUUGGCCAGAAGGAGAACGGAGAGCGAAAGAAAGUCAAUCAAACUCCAAUCUUCAGGUUUUCAUUAAAAAAAACAUGUUACCGGUGGAUUCUGUCAUUGAUAACAAAUCUAAUCCUUUUCCAGAAGACAAUUUGCCUAAUGCUGUCAAGACUUCAAGUGGACCAGUUAAAAACAUCUGCUCUUAUUUGUCUCUAGGAUCCACUCUUAGCUUCAGUCUUCCCAAGCGCUUUCACAACAGUGUCUCAGACGUGGAAAAUAAAGAGGAGAUUGAACCUAUACAGAUUUAUGAUGACUCAAACAAUCAAACAUUACCCUCAACUCGAACUCCACAAUUAGAACUGGAGGUGGAACCAGUGAUUCAUUUAAGACAAACUGAAAUAAACCCGGUAGAUAUGGAAAAUUUGGAAGAUACAGAAGAACCUGAGGUUGAGACCCAACAAGUUUAUGAAAGCACAGAACCUGUCUUGAGGGUUUUCACAUUGGCUGAAUAUGAAGGACCUGAUAAUGAUUCCUCCAGCCAUCACAAAGCCUCUCCUCCAGUGAUCAAUAGUUCCCCGUCUGUCAGUCAAUGCAGUCCUUCUUCAUCCUGUGGUCACAAUUGCUUUAGUGUUUACACCAAAAUAAAAGACCUAAACGGCCACUUAUACUACUCAUCCAAAUACAUGAAGAUUAACUCCUCAGAAAACUUGUUCCCUAAAGGCCAGGGCUCCCGUAAGAGUGGCCGUAUCGUAAACUGUGGUGUGAGAGACUGUGCAGUGUGUUUCAGUGAUACAGUGAAAGAAACAAGAGUAGACUGUGCAGAGAAACCAGACAUCAGCAUGGAGGAGCUUCUUCAGCCAGGGCACUGGCUCUUCCAGCAGGAGGAAGAAGAACUGGAAGAUAUCUGGAGAGGAAGAGUGGGUAAUCUCACUUCAAACUGUGCUGUGGAAACAAAUACAGAUGAAGAAACAGGGCUAUCAAUCAAAACCAGCAGGGGACAGGUAGCACACCCACUCCAUGGAUGAGAUGGUUAUUUUGGCCAUAUAACCCCGUCACAUCAUUGGCAGGAUGGAUCAUUUCACGGAUGGGAUUGUUUUGGACAUCUCACCAUUUAUCUGCUGUGCAUUUACUAUGCUGUAUGUGUAUUAUUGUACUUCAGUUGUAUUCUUCUCUAUAUAAACAUGGUAAAUUUAGUACAGAACUGUCAUUCUUAAGGUUGAUCCAAGACUAUGUAAUAUAGCCUACAAUGCAGACACAAUAGACGUUUGAAAUUACAUUGCCCAACUCCAGAUGGCGCCCUUGUCUCGCUUAUGUAGCAUUAGGUAAACAGCAGAAGGGUCAACCCACGUACAAUAAAAAGGCAUCUCUGUGCACACCCUAUUUACAGCUAACAACAGAAUCAUCAGACCCAGAGACAUCAUCCUGCUGAUUCACUGAGGAAACUGUCAUGAGAAAAGGCAUAUGAAUGACACUGCUUUAUAACCAGACUCUAUUGUAAUAAGCUGUACAUCUGAGACAACAGUUUGUAAAUCACUAUCAUGGAGUGUAUAUGCCAUUGAAGGGAUUAUUAAUGUGUUUGUGUGCCCAUAAAGUGCUGUUUUGUUAUUCUCACACUUACAUCUUUCAGUAUUUUGCACAAAAUAAAACUGAAACCGCACAAGUGUCA
Ctenopharyngodon idella (grass carp) is the source of this 5400-nucleotide messenger RNA. RefSeq lists its product as uncharacterized. Lineage: Eukaryota; Metazoa; Chordata; Actinopteri; Cypriniformes; Xenocyprididae. Gene Ontology annotation, cellular component: cell junction; plasma membrane; cortical actin cytoskeleton. The transcript is spliced from 18 exons. The record is from RefSeq and is a predicted model, not a curated record. The coding region runs from base 863 to 4759 and encodes 1298 amino acids. Gene Ontology annotation, molecular function: actin filament binding. Gene Ontology annotation, biological process: actin cytoskeleton organization.